Vitrella brassicaformis is the source of this 1721-nucleotide messenger RNA. The record is from the annotation of a GenBank genome assembly. NCBI's taxonomy places the organism in Eukaryota, Vitrellaceae.
ACGCGCAUCCGAAGAGGCUUGCGUACAAGAUCAGCACCAGCAUCCCGACCACCAUCCCGAAUGCAGCACAAGGAAGGGCCCCUCAAGGAGAGAGAUCAGAGAGAUCCCCUUCUCCUCUACCGGCUUAGCUCGCAGACUCCCCCCCCUUUUGCAAUGGUGAGCGCCUCUAUACCGCCUUGCCUCUGUUCAUCUGUCCCUGCAUGAUGUUGUCCUUUGUGUCAGGUUCGCGCGGGCAAGGUUGGCAAGGGUUUCGGUGCAGAUGAUGAGGAGACGCCGCGCGAUGGCGAUGACGAGGGGCCGCCAUCGCAGGAGGAGGCCGCCAAGCGCAUCCAGGCGAGGGCUCGGGGCAUGCUCGCACGGCGGCUGAUGCACGAAGGCCUGCCAAAGGAACACGUCAAGGCAAGUCAUGGGGGAGAGAAGGGCACGACUGUCACGGUGAUCCCGGGUGGUUGGUUGUUUGUGCAGUUGCUGGAGCAGAUCUCAGCUGAGGAGGCGAGACGGCAAUUUGAUGCUUCAGCUGAAGCACAGGCAGGUCAGCAGCGAGAAAACGGGCCUGCCUGUGGGGGGAAAUAGCGUCAUCGAGCGGUGCGUAUGUUGGUGCAGUUGGUCAGUCUCCGCUUGGGGGAGCCCGUGAGGAACUGAUGAAGAGCUCCAUCAGCUUCACUGAGGUCCUCGGGGCCUCCAAAUACCUCCAUGAGCAGAACCUUGCGGACCUCUUCAGAGUGAGCCGUGAGGAAAGCUACACGUCUAUGUCUCUGCGAGUGAAGGGCGUUCGUUGCCUGUCCGGCGUCCGCUGCCUGUCUGUCUGUCUGUCUGUGCUCCCUCCCCCAGGGUCUCUUGUCGAGGGUGCUCCUCCACAGGCCGACGGAUGUGCGCUCAUUCCUGCUCAAGGCACGGACAGAUACAUAUACAAGUACAUGUAUCUCUUAAGUGAUACACACACUACAAAUGCAGGAACUGGAGGCGAUGCGCGGCGAGAGUGACGCAGCCUUCAAGGCCCAGCCGCCCCACGCGAGCGUCUCGUCGGCCAUCUUGACCCGGCAGGACGCGUCGGCGCUGUUCGGCAUGCUGGGUCGGUGAGAUGUGUGACUGUCGUCUGGCGGCAUGUCGCAUCGAUUUGUAUGUUGCCUUGGUAUGUUUAGAUCCAUUGCGCAGCGGGUUUGCUGAGAGGUCUUUGGUGCUGCAGCUGCUGUGUCGCCUGGAGCCAGCGACGGAGGGCGAGUGGGCUGCACAGGUGAGAGGAGGGAAUUCGAAACUGGUGCACACACAUUGCACGAUCGGUGCGACCCUAUGUCUCUGUCUCUGUCUGUCAUGUAUGUGGGCAGUGUUUGUCUGACGCCGUUGAGCGGCAGGGGGCGAGGGGCACCAAGGGCAAGGUCAGCAAUCAUGGCAACACACAUCGAGACAGACACACGGGAUGUGCGCUUUAGUUGGUGUUUGCUGAAUGCUGCACUGCACGCUGCAGAUAACGGAGGACAUGUUCGAGCGUGCGCUUGAGAUUAUGGGUUUCAUCGCAGAGCAAUGACAAUCGACCGACCGGGAGGAUGGAUGGAUGGAUGGAUGCUGCUGUGCUGUGCUGUGUGUGAGACGUUCAUUCUUCAGUCGUCAUUUUGUGAUGGACGAGUGGUCGAUUUGGAUUUCAAGAAAGCGUGUGAUGUCUUUCUGUGUGCGUGCAGGUGAGACGGUGUGUGUGCUCAUGCACAUCAAUAUCUUAUAUUGAG